UGUUCUGCGUGACCAUGUGGGCCUUUCCCUUCGCUCCCUCUUUCUGCACAUGCUUUAAUUUCCCUUUUUCUCCUCUUUCCUUCUGCUUUCAUCUGGAGUCUAGAGGAAAUCAGCCCUUCCCCCAGUGGAAGAACAUUUGAUCUACAUUUACAUUCCUCAUGCUUUAUGUUUUGCAUUGAUUUAUCCAAAAUUGAGUUAACUUUGAAACUUAUGAGAAACUGGGGUGGAAUUAACUCAUUGACUCUUUAAAGGCAGCUGUGGUGUAGUGGACAGAGAGGCUGUGCUCAAGAUGGGCAGCUGAUCCUAUUACAAUAAUCAUCACAUAUGGCCUUGAUCACUUCACUUGCGUCUCAUUUUUAUUCAUCUGGCCUUCACACUUGCAGAAUUUUGACAUGUCUAAGAAAAUAUUUGAUCCCUGAACACCCAAAAGGCAGGAAAAUCUUGUGUCAGGGGUAUUUUUCCCUGCAACAAAAGCAAUUCAGAGUCUACUUUCAUCAUGCAUACUGUAAGAAGCAUCACUCAGAAAAAGAGAGUAAACUUUACCCAGUUGGCAGAUCUGUGCUUUUUCAAACAGCGGCAUGGAACAGGUUUGAACCAAACAAGGAUCAUGUGGAUGAACAGAGGUUUUAUAAGGAACUAAAUACUUUCACUUCAUCUGAACAGGUAUUAAAAUUUGUAAGCACACUGGAAACAUUGUCAGAUACUAUGGCAGCAGCAGCUUUGUAUCGGGUCUCUGAAGUGGAACAGGAAGAAGGUAACCAAAAAAUUUCAAAAACAGUCUUGGAGAAUGAGAUCUUCAGAGCAUUAUGCUUUCAGUUUGAAUAUGAGUCCACAAAUCUUUCAGACACUGGUCUAGUGACUACUUUGCAAGCUUUGACAGGAUUACAUGUGGAUCCCCAGAGUAAUCUACUAGUAAGUCUGGUGACAGAGUGCCAAAAUCGGCUUCAGCAGGGUCAUAUGACAAUUCAUAACCUUUGUAUUCUUGGCAAAUGUGUGAUUAAACUCCAGAACUCAAACUGUGCAAUGCUAAAGGAUAUUAUACUUCAGCUUCAAGGUAAAAAAUUGCAAGAAUAUGCACCUGAGGAGAUAGUAGCAGUUUAUACAUUGCUUCAAGCUGCUGUUGGAGAAGUGGUUCAGCAUCAGGACUUUUUGGAUCAGCUAAACAACCUCUCUAUUUCAUUGGUUUAUAAAUUUAGUCCUAAAAUCACAAGCCAAAUACUGAAUGCUUUGGUGGCUCUCAACCAAACUCGAGCUUUUCCUUUGGUUAUAAAGCUCUGUAUGCAUUCGGUAAGAUUUGUCUCUCAUUUUACCAAUGAAGAGCUAGGAAAAGUCUUAGAUGGUUUUAUGCACUUCGGUUACACUGACAAAUUUUUCAUGCAAGCCCUGGAACAACAUGUUUCCACAUGUUGUCUCACUAUGCAUCCUGAGACCGUCAGCAAAGUCAUGCAGUACUGCAGUAAAAAAUUGAUUCUUUCAAAACCUAUCUUUGAUGCAGUGGCAGAAAGUUUUAUUUACCAAGGUGAAAUAUUCUCCCCUGUCCAGGUUUCUCAGUUGAUUGUACCGUUUGGGAAACUCAAUUACCUGCCCCCAAACGCUCCACUUUUUUUUAGGAAGCUUGAAAAUACAAUAAGAACUCGAUUUAAAUAUUUUCCUCCUCAAGCCCUGUUGAAUCUUCUCCAUUCAUGUACCCUCAUUGGACGCCACCCAGUCAAUUAUGUGGCAAAGUUAUUUAGCCCAUAUUUUCUUCAGAAAUUACAAGCUCAGGAAAUGGAUUUAAAUAAAUCAAGGCAGGCCCAACUGACCCAGCUUUAUUUAACAGUGGUCUUGGAGUGUCCCUUCUAUAAGGGACCUAAACUGCUUCCACAGUAUCAAGUGAAAUCAUUUCUCAUUCCACCUUAUCUGCUGGAGACCCCCAUGGAUCUUCAACUUUAUAAAACUGUUACAGUUGGACUAAUUGACCUUUUGAAAGCAAAAAUAUAUUUUGCUUCAAGAGUCUCAACACCCUGUUGUUACACACUAGAUAUUGAGAUUAAACUAGAUGAAGAAGGAUUUGUAUUACCAUUUACAACUGAUGAAGAUGUAUAUAAAAGAUUAGCACUUUGCAUUGAUGAUCGGAAAAGAUUUUGUUUGGAUAGCCACAACUUACUAGGAAAAGAAGCUAUUAAACAAAGACACCUACAAUUACUUGGUUAUGAAGUUAUACAGAUUCCGUAUCAUGAAGUUGAGAUUCUCCAGUCAAGAUGUGAACUAGUGAAAUAUUUAAAGAAAAAAUUAUUCCCUCACAGCUGUAUAUUUAAUUGAAGACAAGAUUAGAAUAUUGACUUUGUACUUGAAGUGGUAAAAAAGUUUGUAUUCUGGUGGUGGCUGGUAUGAACACAGACACACAUACAAAGCAAUAAACCCUAACAGCUUGUGGAUUUUUCUGAGCCAGUUUGUUAAAAUUUAUAUUUAUCAACAGUUCACUAGGUCCUAAGGAUUCAGGACUUUUCUUUGUUGUCAUAGUGUGCCUUGAAUAGUAUGACUUUGUAAUGUAGCAUUGAGAUCAUGCUAUAUUCAUUUUUUGUACUAUGUUGGCCUGGUUUUUAGAACAAACUAAAGAAGUAUAAUAAAAAUAAUGAUCUUA
This is a messenger RNA of Phascolarctos cinereus (koala), 2623 nucleotides long. RefSeq names its product FAST kinase domains 3 (gene FASTKD3). The record is from RefSeq and is a predicted model, not a curated record. Gene Ontology annotation, cellular component: ribonucleoprotein granule; mitochondrial matrix. Gene Ontology annotation, molecular function: RNA binding. Gene Ontology annotation, biological process: regulation of mitochondrial mRNA stability; mitochondrial RNA processing. NCBI's taxonomy places the organism in Eukaryota, Metazoa, Chordata, Mammalia, Diprotodontia, Phascolarctidae.